Molecule: messenger RNA, 1767 nt
Organism: Galeopterus variegatus (Sunda flying lemur)
Lineage: Eukaryota; Metazoa; Chordata; Mammalia; Dermoptera; Cynocephalidae
Gene: RIOX2
Product: MYC induced nuclear antigen
Exons: 9
Coding region: 40-1437 (465 amino acids)
Cellular component (GO): nucleolus
Molecular function (GO): histone H3K4 demethylase activity; histone H3K36 demethylase activity
Source: RefSeq, a predicted model, not a curated record
GCUUGCGUUUCCUCACAGCUUUGUCUUGAAGACAGAACGAUGCCAAAGAAAGCAAAGCCUGCAGGGAACGAGAAGAAAGAGGGGCCUCUUCCCUAUAAGCAGGCAAAGGUGGAAGCAGUUGGUGGGCCUUCCACUUUAAACUUUGACAGCCCCAGUGAUCUCUUUGAAAGCUUAAUCUCACCCAUCAAGAUAGAGACUUUUUUCAAGGAAUUCUGGGAGCAGAAGCCCCUUCUCAUUCAGAGAGAUGAUCCUUCACUGGCCACAUAUUACCAGUCCCUGUUCAGGCUAACAGAUCUGAAGAGUCUGUGCAGCCAGGGUAUGUACUACGGAAGAGAUGUGAAUGUCUGCCGGUGUGUCAAUGGGAAGAAGAAGGUUUUAAAUAAAGAUGGCAAAGCACACUUUCUUCAGCUGAGAAAAGAUUUUGAUCAGAAAAGGGCAACAAUUCAAUUUCACCAACCUCAGAGAUUUAAGGAUGAGCUUUGGAGGAUCCAGGAGAAGCUGGAAUGUUAUUUUGGCUCCUUGGUUGGCUCAAAUGUAUACAUAACCCCAGCAGGAUCUCAGGGCCUGCCGCCCCAUUACGAUGAUGUCGAGGUUUUCAUCCUUCAGCUGGAGGGAGAGAAACACUGGCGCCUCUACCACCCCACCGUGCCCCUGGCACGGGAGUAUAGCGUGGAGGCCGAGGACAGGAUCGGCAGGCCAACACACGAGUUCACAUUGAAGCCAGGUGAUUUGUUGUACUUUCCCAGAGGAACCAUUCAUCAAGCGGACACUCCUCCGGGACUGGCCCACUCUACUCACGUGACCAUCAGCACCUACCAGAACAACUCAUGGGGAGAUUUCCUUUUGGACACCAUUUCGGGGCUUGUGUUUGAUACUGCAAAGGAAGACGUGGAGUUCCGGGCUGGCAUACCCCGGCAGCUGCUCCUGCAGGAAGAAACUACAACUGUUGCAACAAGAAGAUUGAGUGGCUUUCUGAGGACGCUUGCAGACCGGCUAGAGGGCACCAAACAACUGCUUUCAUCAGAUAUGAAGAAGGAUUUUGUUAUACACAGACUCCCCCCAUACUAUGUGGGAGAUGGAGCAGAGCUAUCUACACCAGGUGGAAAGUUACCAAGGUUGGACAGCAUAGUGAGACUGCAGUUUAAAGAUCACAUCGUCCUCACGGUAGGGCUGGAUCAGGAUCGAACUGAUGAAAUGCAAGAAAAGAUGGUUUACAUCUAUCAUUCCUUAAAGAACAGGAGAGAGAGACAUAUGAUGGGAAACGAGGAGGAAACAGAGUCUCAUGGACUUCGCUUUCCUUUCUCACAUAUGGAUGCACUGCAGCAAAUUUGGAACAGUUCGGCUAUUUCUGUCAAGGACCUGAAACUUACUACAGACGAGGAAAAGGAAAGCUUGGUAUUAUCCCUCUGGACAGAAUGUUUAAUUCAAGUAAUCUAGUGCCUUUGCAGAAUCAAAUAUCUACUAUUUUGUGUGCACAUGUUAAGAGAAAAGUGAAGAUUUAAGUGUUCGGUAGCCCCUCUUGUUUUGAGUCAAUGUACUGGGUAGGAGGAAUAGCUACACACAUAAACCAAGGAAAAUUCAAAGUUCCUUACCUGUAUAUCCACUAACAUGAGACUCACCUGUUAUAGGGUCCAUAUAUACUAACAGGAAGAAAGAACGGCAUACCACUAAGUAUCCCAAAAAGUGACCACCCCAUACUUUUAACAAGUUUAUUUAAUUCAGUGUGGUAGGAAAGGCACAAACUCCAAUAAAUCAUUUAGAAUUAAA